This is a messenger RNA of Mycena citricolor, 2004 nucleotides long. NCBI's taxonomy places the organism in Eukaryota, Fungi, Basidiomycota, Agaricomycetes, Agaricales, Mycenaceae. The record is from the annotation of a GenBank genome assembly.
CUUUCUCCCACGCCCGGUCCUAUUCUGGGCCUGGAACUCAAUGAGUCGACCUGCGCUCCUACGCUCAUCUCGUGACAGAGCGAAUCUUCAUGUCCUUCGGAAGACCACCUUCAAUCAAUGUUGGCUUCACACCCAAUCCUCCCGACCGGGGGGCAUUUCCUCUCGACCACGAUGGAGAGUGUAAAGAGCAGAUGAAACUGUACCUGGCCUGUCUGCGCGGGAACUCAAGCACAUCAAGUCCCUGUCGGCCGUUAAGCAAGCAGUAUCUCGACUGCCGAUGAACAAGGGACUCAUGGAGCGAGACGAGUGGAAGAAUCUAGGAUUCGCAGCACCCAAGGAGAAGGUCCCGGAGAGCGACCCGAGUCCUGAAAGUAAAACGCAGCCAGAGUCGUCUAAAUGACCGGAGUUUGUAUGUAGCUAUUAUAGCUAUCGCUCACUUCCAACUGCAGUUUUACCGCUGUGCCCGUGGAAAGACCCAUUCUGGCCGCCGGCAUCUACUGCCGGGAAACCUCGGGCAGAUGACGCGGCGACUUCCCCAUUUGGACUCUACACGUUCGUGACCGCGUUCGCUAUCAACAAAAUUCAUUUCGCAAGCACAAGGCCUCUUGGGCCGCUGAACGCGUCUCACGGCGAGAAAAUGUGCCAAUGUGUUGUCGCAUAUGCCCGGGACGUCUCUGCGACUUGUUUUUGAGCCGGGGAUCCCGGGAGGAUGGCUGCGAUCAUGCAACGUUCGUGCUCCAGGAGGAGUAAAUAAGACAUUGAUACCUUGCACGCAGAUUCCCUUGCUGACUACUAGAAUGCUCCUGCUCUGUCUACUCUCGUCGCCUCUUUUGGCUGCUGCCGCUGCCGUGCAAGAGCCAUACGUGUGGCGUUCUGUUUUCGAUGUUCAGGGUCACCGCGGCGGUCGAGGGAAUGCUAUCGAGAACACGCUUCCGAGUUUUGCCUGGUAGGCUUUCGCGUCUGGUAUCGUCUGCCCGUACAAAUUUGGACAAGGGGCCUGAUCGACGGCGCAACCACUCUCGAGCUGGAUAACGGGAUAACCAAGGACGGAGUUGUCGUAGUAUGGCAUGAUGAGGAAAUCAUCCCCUCCAAAUGUCGCGACACAGCGCCUGUGACAGCGAACGAUCCCGCAUUUCCCUACGUUGGAAAGUACAUCUCCAACCUUACUUUGGCACAAAUCAAGACGCUCGACUGUGGAUCUCUGCGGCAGGAGCAAUUCCCUUUACAACUGACGUAUCCUUCUACUCGAAUCUCAACUCUCCAAGAAGUGUUCGAUUUCAUAGAAUGCGCAGAUCCCGAUCAUCUCGUACAGUGGAACAUCGAGUCCAAGAUCGAUGCCGCACAUCCUGACAGGACGCACAGCGUUGAUACUUUCGUCCAAAGCCAGCAUGCGAUAUUCGCAGCUAGUCCAUACAAAUCUGCUAUCACCUUUCAAAGCUUUGAUUGGAGAUCCUUGAAAGCCAUGAAAAAACUCGACCCAGAAGUCAUAACGUCGGCUUUGAUUGAUCAAGCAACUGCAGCCUCGGUGGGCAGCCGGCCUUCGCCUUGGUUAGCUGGGCUCCGUCUCGAGGACUUCCCUGGGUCCAGUCGCGAUAUUCAGAUCGUCCAUGCUGCCCAUUCAAUCAACUCGAGCAUCUUGUCGCCCGCAGCGUACGGAGACGGCUUUACAACGCGCAAAAUGGUCGAGCAAGCGCACAGACUGGGGAUGCAAGUCAAACCAUGGACUGUCAACAAUCUGGAAGUUGCAGACGACCUUGUGCGAUGGAACGUAGAUGGGAUAAUAACAGACUAUCCCAACGUCGUCCGAAGAUUCGUCCAACAGCAAGGGCUUGCUGUUGCACCCAAGUACCCCAAGCGUAGAGUUCUGUCUUGUCUAGAAGCCCAUAGUCAUUGAUCUUAGACACCAUAUAAUCGUGUAUUUUAGACGCAUUUAGAAUACCCAUGCUCAGCGCCGGAUGAUGGCUUUUUCGUUCGUGCUAAACGAGUAGAGCUGGCAUGGCUUGU